AAGAAUCAAAAAGACAAAAAAGUGGGAGUUACCAAAAAUAAAACCCAUGCAAACCCUCAAGAAUUUCCCGGUGACUUCAGAUCCAAGGAGGUGGUCAGAGCUGCAGGAGCACAAUUUAAACUGCAAGGCAACUUUCACUUGAAACUGUGGAGCUAGUUUAGCAUUGGGAAAACACAUCUCUUCCAAAACUUUUAAGUUCUUAGAAAACUUUAUUUUUUUUGUUAGGCUAAGGGACAGAACAGGCGGGUAUAAAAGCUGGACAGUUUAUGCACAAACAGCAAGAAAGCGCUUAGCAUUUUAGAGUUUAGCUUGUUUACAUUUUUAAUUCGAUAUUUAGUAAACUGAAGUGAACGUUUCCUAAUCUAAAAUAAAUAUAAUGAACGCGAUAACCUGUGCAUUAUGAAACGGAAUAAUCUAACAGUUCAGCUCCCUCUUCUUCGCCUUUCUUUUUCUUGAAGAAAUAUUACGAUUCGUAAAAAAAAAGUUUAGGGAGGUUUUGAGUGCAGGUGACUUUAGUUAGAAUUACAUUUUGUUAAGAGUAAUUGAAAACAGCUGCAAUUUCAGACACAUAUUGGAUAAUUGCUACAGCGUUUUCUUUUUGUUUUUUGUAUGUUCGGAUUAAGAAUGGACCGAUUGAGGAUUUUAGUUCUAAUGGUGUUAGUCACAAUGCCGCUUGCACUUUGUGACUCUCAAAGGGAUUCUGGAGGAAGACUCGAGAGCACAGGUACACGAGAUACCUGGAGCCAGGCGCGAGCCAGGAGUCAGGGCAAUAAUUACUCAGCUAGAGUGCAUGGUGCAAGUCUGUAUCGCACGAAUGGUCCUGUUACAUCCCGGGUAUUUAACCCUUCACAUUCUCAUACCAACGGUUCUCAUUCGGGAAGGGCAAAUAAUCCAGUACCAGCCCAGCAGAAUAGAAAUCUGCUGUCAAAGCAAGAAAGUAAACCUGCAGUCCCAGUGAAAAGCAUCGUCCCUACGGCACCGCCAGUAAAGGAUGCUUUACCCCAGGAGAGUGGCGCUACCAUAGCCAGAGAGGCAAUCCCAGCAUCACUGAAACAGCGAGUGGUGGCUUAUUCCUCCCGGCUCAGAACCAGGCAGAUUGCCAGACCGAACCCUGCUAACAAUGGAGACUCCAAACAGAAGACUGCAGCACCUAGACGUCCUGUGGGACCCAAUGUGUGUGGAGGACGCUGCUGCACGGGAUGGGCCAUGGCUCCCAGCACGAAUCGAUGCAUAAAACCUGAUUGCAACCCACCUUGCCAGAACAGGGGCUCCUGCAGCCGACCCCAGACCUGUGUUUGUCGCUCUGGGUUCCAGGGCUCCCGGUGUGAAGAGAGGGCCCCUGAGCAGGUAUAUGUCCUAGAUGGCUCAUCUAGGGUCUAUCAGCCUGUCCGUCCCGCCACAUCCUCAUCAGACAGGAGAAAAACAGGAAAUACCCAGAGAAGGAACGUCACAAGGAGUCAGACUGAGAGCACUGCCCAGGCUUCCAGACAACAGCCUGUGUCCACAGGCCAAGGGCCUUCCACGGCACAUGACAGAAGAGGGCAGGCUGGGUCCUCUCCACAGCACACUGGGGCUUCCCGCACGGUCAAGCGUUACCCAUCAUCUACUGAACAGAUCACCUCCAACGCUCUGCCCAAUGGCAACCACAAACAGCCAGCCGGUGGACGUGGAACUGGGAACCUUAAUAAUGCCGUGGCACCAAGAGGAGCAAACCUGACGGCCAACAUUGACCGUAUAAAGAUUGUCUUCACCCCGAUGAUCUGCAAGAGGAGCUGUAACAAUGGUCAGUGCUACAACAACUGUGAGAAAGGGGACACUACGACCGUUUACAGCGAAAACACCCAGAGCCACAUCUCAAAAGCAGGAUUUCGCAUCUAUUUCUGCCAGAUUCCCUGCAUGAACGGGGGGCGCUGCAUCGGACGAGACCAGUGCUGGUGCCCAUCGAACUCCACAGGGAAAUUCUGUCACCUUCCAGCCCCAUCUCCCGAGAAACAACAUGCAGCCAAGGAGAGCAGUCAGGCUGCGAGCAAUUCAUCACAUUCCAUGUAUACCCUGCCACUGUCUAACCAGCUAGCCUCCAUUUACCCUUCCUUGGUAAAUGUUCACAUUCAACACCCUCCUGAAGCGAGGGUGGAGGUCCACCAGGUGGCCCAAGUGAAACCGGGUCAGGUUCCUCCCAGAACGCUGGAGAACAGCGUUGAGGAACAGCAGCCUGUGCGCUCAGUGCAGCAGAGGUCCCAGCCAGCUAAUGGGAAUGGAUACUCCAAGGAUCAUAGCUACACCAAUGGGAACAGCAUUGGGAAUGGGAACGGGCACUCCAGACCGCAGACCAGACUGAACGGAUACAUAGGAAGAUGUUUCCAGGAAACCAUUGAUGGGCAGUGUGGUAAACCCCUUCCUGGACUGACCAAGCAAGACGAUUGCUGUGGCAGUAUUGGAGCAUCAUGGGGACUGAACAGGUGUACGCAGUGCCCUUCUAAACCAGCUUAUCCAGUGAUUGCAAAUGGCUUGGUUGAAUGUCCAAAGGGCUACAAGAGGAUGAACCAAACUCACUGUCAAGAUAUCAACGAAUGUCUCAUGCCUGGAAUCUGCAAGAACGCGGAGUGUCUGAACUCCCGGGGCAGCUACAGAUGUACCUGCAAACCUGGACACAUGCUGGACACAUCCCGUAGCCACUGCAUCUCGGACAAGGCUGUGUCUAUGGAGCGGGGAAUGUGCUUCCGUUCACUCUCUGGAGGCUCCUGCUCCCUGCCUCUCGCCCAGCACAUCACCAAACAGAUCUGCUGCUGCAGCCGCGUUGGCAAAGCAUGGGGCAAGGACUGCGAGAGGUGCCCAUUGCCCGACACAGAUCAUUUUAAAGAGAUCUGCCCUGCUGGUCAUGGCUACACAUACUCCAGGUCGGAUAUUCAGAUCUUGAUGAGGCAGGCGGAGGAGGAGGAGUUAGCAGCAGGCUCCGACACUCACCAGCACCACCACCACCAUACCCAUGACAACGGCCACCAGACACCCAGGGUACCCAAAAAGGAGCAAGGAGGGAUUGGGCAAGCCAAAAUACCUCCUGUUAUAACUGAAGCCACUCUGAAAUACCCAGUGGUGAAGACAACCCCAGAUUCUCCUGUCCACCUGGACCCUGAGCCUGGCUCCCGGGAGACAGCCCCCAUCAACGUAGCGACCCAGGUCACAGAAAUCGACAGGUGUUCAGCUACACCCACUGUCUGUGGUCCAGGGUCCUGUAUCAGUGUGCAGGGUGGAUACACCUGCUACUGCAACCCUGGCUAUGAGCUCAAUACACUGCAGACCCGCUGCGUGGAUAUUGACGAGUGUGAGAACGACCCCUGCGAAGGAAAGGGACGCUGUGUGAACAACGUCGGGUCCUUUAGCUGCUACUGUGACUCCGGAUACAGCCUGGUCAUCACACAGAACAAGAAGACAUGCCAAGAUAUUAAUGAAUGUGAUCUGCCCAAUAUUUGCCCCGGAAGCAGUUGCAUCAACACGGCAGGUUCCUUCAGCUGCGAAUGUGAAAACGGCUAUAUCAAAUCAAGGAGGGGACCGUGUGAAGACGUCGACGAAUGCCGAAACCCCAACGCCUGUCCCAGUGGAAGAUGUGUUAACACUGCAGGCUCCUUCCAGUGUGUGAGCUGUGGGACUGGGUACAAGGCUGUGAACGGGAGAUGUAUAGAUGAAGAUGAAUGCCGUGUCACUGGAGUCUGUGCGAAUGGAAGGUGUAUCAAUCUGGAGGGCUCCUAUAGGUGUAGCUGCAGCCAGGGAUACAAAGCAUCUUCGGACAGCAAGAGCUGCAAAGAUAUCAAUGAGUGUGCCACACACAAUGUAUGCCCCAAUGGACUGUGCACCAACAUUGAAGGUUCCUACACAUGUUCUAACUGUCGACCUGGUUACAGGAUAUCUUCAGAUGGGCAGAGAUGCGAAGAUAUCAAUGAGUGUGGCUCAACAAACGUGUGUCCAAAUGGAGUCUGCACGAAUACUGAGGGCUCUUUCACCUGCUCCAAGUGCAGGAAUGGGUACAGGCUUUCUGAGGACAAGCAGAGAUGUGAAGACAUCAAUGAGUGUGCGUCGCCCAACGUGUGCCCCAAUGGACUGUGUGCCAACAUGGAAGGUUCCUACUCCUGCACUGCUUGUCCUUUUGGGUACAUGAUAUCUGCAGACAGGCAGAACUGCGAAGAUAUCAAUGAAUGCUUAUCCCCUGAUGCGUGCCCCUCUGGAAUCUGCAUCAACACUGAAGGUUCCUUCUCCUGCACUAACUGCAGAGCUGGGUACAGGAUAGCUGCAGAUGGACGCAGAUGUGAAGAUAUCGAUGAGUGUGCUUUGCCAGACGUGUGCCCUAAUGGGAUCUGUCAGAAUAAUGAGGGGUCGUACUCCUGUACGAUCUGUGGGACUGGGUACAGGACAGCUGCAGACAGGAGCAGCUGUGAAGACAUUGAUGAAUGUGCAUCGCCAAAUGUUUGUCCCAAUGGGCUUUGCAGGAAUAAUGAAGGAUCCUUUUCUUGCACAAACUGUAGACCAGGUUUCAGGGUAUCUGCAAAUGGGCGUUCAUGUGAAGAUAUUGAUGAAUGUGCUUUGCCGGAAGUGUGUCAUAAUGGGCACUGUGUGAACAAUGAAGGUUCAUACUCCUGCACAACCUGUGGGACUGGGUACAAAAUCACUGCUGAUGGCUUCAGCUGUGAAGAUGUUAACGAGUGUUCAUCUCCAGAGAUCUGUCCCAGCAGAGUCUGUGCAAACACUAUGGGGUCCUUCUCCUGCAUGGCCUGUGAUAGUGGCUACACAGUUUCUGAUGACAGAAGCAAGUGUGAAGAUAUAAAUGAAUGCGAGGAUAUCAGCCGCAGCUGCUUGGGUGGAGAAUGCACAAACACUCCAGGAUCCUUCAUCUGUGCUUGUCGCCAAGGCUUCGAGCUCAUCGGAGGCACUGUUUGCAUUGAUGUAAACGAGUGCCUGACUUUGGAUAGCUGUGGCUCCAAUGGCAAGUGUAUGAAUAGCGAGGGCUCCUAUUUCUGUGUCUGUGCUGCAGGAUACACCACCACAGCUCAUGGAACUGGCUGUCAAGAUGUUGAUGAGUGCAGAGAGGGGAGCGUGUGUUCCAGAGGGCAGUGUUUGAACACUGAUGGAUCGUAUCAGUGCCUCUGUGAAGCCGGAUUUGAAUAUUCGCAGGAAACCAGAGACUGCGAAGAUAAGGACGAGUGUAAGGAGUAUGGAAGCAGUGUCUGUGGGAGCUGGCACUGUGAGAAUACACUGGGCUCAUACCACUGCUUCGAGGGCUGCCAGCCUGGGUUCAACACUGGACCGGAUGGAGAGUGUGACAUUGAUGAGUGCGUUAAUGAGACCAUCUGUGGCAGCCACGGUUUCUGUGAGAACACGGAUGGCUCGUACACGUGCCUCUGUGACCGGGGCUUCGAAAACUCGCCUGGGACUCCAGGAUGUGUUGACAUCAAUGAGUGUGAGGUGAUCACAGCAGUGUGCGGGACGGCUUUCUGUGAGAACGUGGAGGGCACCUUCCUGUGUAUCUGCUCCGGUGACGAUGAGGAAUUCGACCCAGAGAGCAGCCAGUGCCGGAGCAGGGCGUUGAUGGGAUAUGGGAGCAUAGUGGACACACCCGUGGUGGCUGGCUCUAGUGGAGAGAGGAAGGAGUGCUAUUACAACCUGGACGAUGCCAAUUUCUGCGAUAACGUGCUGUCCCGAAACACCACCAAGCAGGAGUGCUGCUGUACUGUGGGGUCCGGCUGGGGGGACGACUGUGAGAUCCACCCCUGCCCAAUCACUGGGGGAGAUGAAUACAAUGAGCUCUGUCCACAAGGGCAUGGAUUCUUAUCAAUGGAAGGCACAUCCUUUGGCUUUGGGCAACUGAUCUAUAAAGAUGCGGAUGAAUGCGUAAUGUUUGGUUCCGAAAUCUGUAAAAACGGUCUCUGUGCAAAUAUCGAGCCUGGCUACUCCUGUUACUGCCGAGUGGGAUACUAUUAUGAUACCAUCCGCCUGGAAUGUGUGGAUCACAAUGAGUGUCAGGAGGAGGAUACCUGUGUGGAUGGAGAGUGUGUGAACACGCCCGGGUCCUUUAACUGUUUCUGCAGCCCUCCACUCGUCCUGGAUGUGACCCGCAGACGCUGCAUCAACGCAAACUCCUCAUCAGAGGAUCUGGAUAGUGAGGAAGACAUCCACUUGGAUAUCUGCUGGGAGGAGGUGUCUAGCGAGUACAUGUGUUCGAGACCCCUUACAAGCAGACGGACCACCUACACCGAGUGCUGCUGUCUCUAUGGUGUAGCCUGGAGCAAUGACUGUGCCUUUUGCCCAAAGAGGAGCUCAGAGUAUUAUGCAGUGCUGUGUAACCUUCCAAGGACAGAUGGUCUGGGGGCAGAUGGUCUCAGAGACAGACCAGGCUACGAAUAUGGACCAGGCUAUGUGGAUAUUGAAAAUAGCCCUUAUUACAACAACCCGGGACCAGAGUAUGGACCCCAGGACCCUGUCCCUUUGACCCCUUUUAGGAACCCCAGCAAUGAGUAUGAGUUCAGAGGUUCCCCGCCUCUUCGAACAAAUCAACCACAAGAGUACCAGCCUCAGUUUGUAAACCCUUAUGCUGAUAGGUUCGAUGGGUUUGAAGGACUGCAGGCUGAGGAAUGUGGGGUUUUGAAUGGCUGUGAGAAUGGGCGCUGCGUGAGAGUACGGGAGGGUUACACCUGCGACUGCUUCGAUGGCUUUGAGCUCGAUUUAAACAAAAUGCUCUGCAUUGAUAUAAAUGAAUGUAAAGACAUUAGUGAACAAAACUCCCUGUGCAAAAAUGGCAGGUGUGUGAACACGGAGGGAUCGUAUAAAUGUGUGUGUCUGCCGGGAUUCCUGGCGUCACCACAGCCGGAUCAGUGCAUUCCUGAAGCGCCUAAAGCUCACAGUAUGGAGGCGGAGCAGUGAAACAGGAAGGGGAGGAGUCCAGUCCUCAUUUACACAGAGUCCCACUGGAAACCCACAGGGCCUGGCAGUAAAUAACAGGGAAAAAACAUAGCAAAGAAGAACUUGGGUGGACACAAGAUCUGAAGUGAAUGUAUUGCAUGGGAUUUCUAACUUUGUUGCCUUUUAAAGGGAUUUAAUAAAACAGGACUCCUUAAUGGUUCCCAGAAAAACAAAAAGGAAAAAGCAAAACCACAUUCAUAUUAAAAGGGUUUAUUUUCAAUCUGUACACCACUACCAAUCAUAGGUCCGGGCAUAAUGUACAUACAAACUUAGAGUAGUAUCCAAAAUAGUACUUGUUAGGCGGUUAGGAUGUUUUCUCUUCUUUUUUUUUUAUAAUUUAUUUUUUUAGAGUUUACGGCAGUUUUUAAAAAGAAAAGAAAUAUUGCUAAAUUAUAUGAUGUAAAAAAUGUAGCUCAACCUUUUAGUAAAGCUUUGAUCUGUUUUGGAUUUGGAUCCAAAGGGUACAAAUGGGUCUGUUAACUCCUCAUAUGUUGUAUUUAAGUUUUGCUAGACUUGUAUCUGCUUAACACUGUAACACUUGUUAACCUUUUAAUAGCGGGGCGUACUCUUAUUUUGGAGCAGUAAUCUUCCAAAAAUAAAGCAGUGGGUGUUGACGAUAGUAAAUCAAGAGCUCAAGACGUUUACAAUUAGUAACAAACUCAGAUCCCGUGUAAGCACAUUCCUAUAGGGACUACCAGAAAAUAUCUGCAAGUAAGCGAUAUUAAUCUUGUGACCUCGUUAACUAUGUGUGAUUAGAGGCAAGUGAGAGAGGUCUGGAUGCUGUGUACAGAUUGUGUACUAUGUAUUUAAUUUUGUUUUUAUAUUUUAACAUAGGUAUAUAGUGUAUUUACUUUGUUCAGUUAAAAUAAGCGAUCUGUAUUGCCAAAUACAUUUUAAUAUCAAUACCUUAAUAUUUCUGUGCAAAGUUGCUUUUAACAGAUCUGUAAUGAAAUGUGCCUUACACUGUACCAUACAAAGUGUAUAUAUCCUGCCCUGUGGAGCAGACAUUGGUACUGGUUGUUAUAGAAUGGCAGCACCUUAUUUCUAAACCCAUCAUGCAAGUGUCAAGCAGCCAUUACUACUACCCAUGGAAUGGGUGAACAAACACAAUGCUCAUGUACACAAUUGUUUGUUCAGACAGAAAUAUUAUUAUUAAUAAUAUUAUGGCCCAUUUUUGCAAGAAAGACCCUCCUCCAUGUCCUGGUUUUUCUGGUUGGUCUAAUGACCUGAAGGAUCUUAUCUCUUUUUUUUGUUGUAUUUGGGGACUUAAACAGCUCAUUAGCCGAGUAUUCUGCACUAUAAAAUGUCUAUUGAGAAGGUUCUGCCAGUCUUUGAAAGUACCAGUUAUCUAUUUAUGUUACAGGUAAAAGAUGUUCUUUUCCUAAUGCCCAAAGCCUGCAUUGUGUGUAAAUGAAACUCCUCAUGCAAUAGCUGCUACAAGAAAGGUCUGUCAAACGCAGACACUGUUGCAGAUUUAGAGUGAUCGUUUCCAGUGUUUAGUAGAUUACAGUAGUAGACUAAAGACUUUGUUACAAGAAAAGAAAGCAACAAAUGCUCAUUUUUGCUGUGUAUAUAUAUUGUGUACUACUCAAUAACUCAUGUUAAAUAGGUCUGAAUAGAUAUUGGGCUAUUUCCACUGUUGGAAGCUGUGAUCUGUCAUUGCUUUAAACAUGCCUUCAUAUACCUCUAACCGUAGUCCCUUUCAGUAAAGAAAAUAAAGAUUAAGUUUUCCAG
Acipenser ruthenus (sterlet) is the source of this 8682-nucleotide messenger RNA. Its product is annotated as latent-transforming growth factor beta-binding protein 2-like. The transcript is spliced from 42 exons. The record is from RefSeq and is a predicted model, not a curated record. The coding region runs from base 610 to 6909 and encodes 2099 amino acids. Gene Ontology annotation, molecular function: calcium ion binding. NCBI's taxonomy places the organism in Eukaryota, Metazoa, Chordata, Actinopteri, Acipenseriformes, Acipenseridae.